Molecule: messenger RNA, 1892 nt
Organism: Amphibalanus amphitrite
Lineage: Eukaryota; Metazoa; Arthropoda; Thecostraca; Balanomorpha; Balanidae
Product: ankyrin repeat family A protein 2-like
Exons: 7
Coding region: 448-1212 (254 amino acids)
Molecular function (GO): protein binding
Source: RefSeq, a predicted model, not a curated record
AUUACCAUUAUUUUUUUCGCAAAAGGUGAAAUAAAUUAUAUUAUUGGUCUUUUAUCCCAUUUUCCCUUGUUUUCUCUGUAUUACUGGUAAGAACAGGGUAUAGAACAACGGUAAAAACAACCCAUACCCCAGCAUAGACCCACUUGGGUGAGGUCUCUGGAUGUAUGUAUGUUCAAUGUUGGCUUAUGCUGAAGCAACUCAAACUGUAGAUAUUGUAUGAACUGUAUUUCUAGAAAAUAGUCAAUAAAUUUCAUUCUUUAGGUACCUAUAUUUAAGGUGAACACUUUCAUAUGUAGUAGAUUGCCUGACUGCCCAGCCAGCAAAUUCUCAAAGCUGGCAACAGAUUUGACAAAAAGUCCAACCAAGGGAACCAAGGUCCAACAUAAUAGUCCAACCUGAAGCCGGAACCAGAUUCUUUGCAGUAACUGCAGUCUGCAGUCUGCGAUAAUGGAUGAAGCAAUGGGUGAUGCAGCAGGUCAUUCUCCUGGCCAUGAAGCAUUAGAGCAGAUGUCAUCUCACUUGGAUAGUGUCAAAGUAAAGGAGGAGGUCCGUGUUAAAAAGGAAUUUAAACUGAAUGAUCUGGAAGGACAACGCCGCAGUGCCUUCAUGACAUAUAAGCCGGCGGCCACCAUUCUCACCAAUCUGCAGCGGGGCAACGUGCAGGCCGAGGUGCCCAGCGUGGAGCCCUGUCAGCUGACACUGCACCAGCGCGCCGGGAUGGGCGACCUGACGGCGGCCGACCUUCAGGACGUGGCGAACGUGGACGAAUCUGACGACAUGGGCUACAGCGCGCUGAUGUGGGCGUCCGCCUACGGCCAGGUGCCCACCGUCCGCCUGCUGCUGGAGCACAAGGCGAACAGCGCUCGGCUGGGCCCGGACGGCGAGACGCCACUGAUCCUGGCCACCAGCAGCGGCCACUACGAGAUCGUUCGACUGCUCAUCAACGCCGGCGCCGACGUCAACCACGCCGACGAGAACGGCAACACGGCACUAAUGUACGCCGCCUUCAGUAAUAGUCCGCACGCCGUCAACGAGCUGCUGUUCAGUGGCGCAGACGUGGCCGCCACGAACAUUAACGGCGAGUCAGCGCUGUCCAUCGCCGUCCAGCGCGCCAGCCAGCUCGCUCAGGUGGUGCUGGAGCGGUACCUCAUGUCCAAGGUGCUGCCGGCCCUGAAGGACUCGGUGCCAGACACGGUUGGCGAGACGAGGUGACCCUGGCAGUCGUAACGGGGCGGCGUCACGACGACCAGUGAGACCGUAGGCAGCCGGCAGGAGACGUACUGAGGGCACGGACACCCAACCGUGAUACGGUUCAAACGGGGUCGCUUCGAACGGGUCUUAGUCACCGUGCACUGUGGCACAAGCGUCCUGUCAUGGCGCGUGUGAGUCCCAACAGAUGUCCGAAUUAUUAAAAAAAAACAUUUCUUUAAUGUGAUGACGUAGUAUUCAUGUCUUAUAAUCAUGUUACAAAUGUCGUUAAUACUAUUUUAGUUUGUGACAUAGCAGCAUGUUGAGCUAACAUUUAUCAUAUACCCAAAUGUGACGGUGAUUAACUGUGCGGUAGUACUGACAAAAAGCAGUCUGUUUGUGAGCUCGAUGUUCAGUCUCGUAUCUGCAGAUUAAUGAGGGGUUCUAAGCGAGAUGCGAGUUGCUGGGUAACUGAUAGGCGACAAAUCAACGUUUUCACGCGAAUCAUAUUUUAUUUUUAGCAUGUUCACUGUCCAAUAGUGUGUUUCGUUGAUUCUGAUAUUGUCUGGGACUCUGCCAGCAGAGCUGAUGUGUGUUUGCUGUCUGUGAUAACAUGUGCGAGACCGCUUGCUAGUUGCUCGGGUCAGCGGAAAACUUCGGGUUACGAUGGCAUCGUGAUGCGAAUACAAGUUGUAUGUAUGAUA